Gaeumannomyces tritici R3-111a-1 is the source of this 2779-nucleotide messenger RNA. RefSeq names its product feruloyl esterase B. Bases 1 to 2391 code for a protein of 796 amino acids. Lineage: Eukaryota; Fungi; Ascomycota; Sordariomycetes; Magnaporthales; Magnaporthaceae. The record is from RefSeq and is a predicted model, not a curated record. The transcript has 3 exons.
AUGAAGACCUCCAACAUAUUCUGGCUGGCGGCAGCGGUGCCCCUCGUGGCGGCAGUGAAGUGCGAGACGUUCAGCACCAAGUGCGCCGCACUCGCCAGCAAGAUCUCGCUGCCCAAUACCACCAUCUGGUUCGCAGAGGCGGUCGCGGCGGGCACCAACAUCAGCCUGCCCUACAACCCUCCCGACUGCGGCCCGUCGUUCCAGGUUGCGCCGGCUGAGGUCUGCCGCGUCUCGCUGCUCCAGGAGACUUCAGAACGAUCCAACGUCAGCUACGAGGUCUGGUUGCCGUCCAACUGGACCGGCGGCCGGUUCCUGAGCGCCGGCAAUGGCGGUCUUGGUGGCUGCAUCGGGUACGACACACUGGCCUAUGGCACGACCAGGGGCUUCGCCGUCGUCGCUGGAAACAACGGCCACAACGGUACCUCGGGAGAAGCGUUUGGCUAUGACAAGGGAGUCAUCGAGGACUUCUCCUGGCGCUCCGUCCAUGGCGGUGUCGUGCUUGGGAAGCAGCUCGUUGCCGACUUCUACGGCCGCCCGCACGCCAAGAGUUACUACCUUGGCUGCUCCACCGGCGGCCGACAGGGAUUUAAGAUGGCGCAGGAUUUCCCCGAGGACUUUGACGGCAUCGUCGCCGGCGCCCCCGCCUUCUCCUUCAACAACCUGACCUCCUGGUCCGGCUACUUCUACACCGUCGCCGGCAGGCCUGGCUCGCCCGAGUUCCUGACCUUUGACCAGUGGGGCGCCGUGCACGCCGACAUCGUCGCGACCUGCGACGGCCUCGACGGGGCGGCCGACGGCAUCCUCGAGGACCCGGACCAGUGCAUCUACCGCCCGGAGAACCUCAUCUGCGGCUCGCCCCGGGCCAACCCGGCGACCUGCCUGACGGGCCGACAGGCCGAGACGGUGCGCAAGGUCUUCAGCCCCAUCCACGGGCUGAGCGGCAACCUCGUGUACCCGCAGCUGCAGUACGGCGCCGACUUCCCGGCCUUUGCGGGCAUCUACCUGACGGGCCAGCCCUUCAUCUACUCGGAGCAGUGGUUCAAGUACGCCGUGUACCGGGGCACCAACGUGACCUUCGACCCGGCCCAGCUGGGCCCGCGCGACUACGAGGCCUCCGAGGCGGCCGACUUCACGGGCAUCUCGACGUGGAAGGGCGACCUGUCGGCCGUGCGCGACCGCGGCGCCAAGAUCCUGCACUACCACGGCCUGCAGGACCCGCUCAUCACGAGCACCAUCAGCGCGCGCUACUACGACCACGUCGCCCGCACCAUGGGCGCCGCCACGGGAGAGCUGGACAGGUUCUACCGCUACUUCCGCGUCUCGGGCUUGGCCCACUGCACUGGAGGCACCGGCGCGAGCGACAUACUCAACGGCGCGGGCCCGAGCACGGGCCCGGACGAGAACGUGCUGUGGGCCACCGUGCGCUGGGUCGAGGAGGGCGUCGCGCCCGACACCAUCACGGGCAGCGCCGUCACCAACGGCGCCGUGGACUACAAGCGCAGGCACUGCAGGUACCCGCUGCGCAACGUGUUCAAGGGCGGCGCUGGAGGGAACUUCAAGAACCCGGACAACUGGUCCUGCGAGCUGAAGAUCCAGGCCUCUCUCGCAGAGCGGACGGGAACUUCACAUCGCCCUCAGCCCAGCAGAAGAAGCUUGAGCAGGCAGGCGCAACCUCCAAGUGGUCGGCACCUAAGGGCCAUCAGUCUCUGGGAAAAGCGGGAGGGCCAAGCCCAGAGCUCCGACGUGCUCUGCUGCCCGCGGCACUUGGCCCAGGCGUGUUGCAGGGCGGCGCCGCCCGGUCUUGAGUGGCAUCGUGCCUUCCUCAACCUCUAUUCAAACCACGGGAAACGCCGCACCCCGUCGAGGCCGCAGCCAGCCGGAGCAAAGUGGCCUGAUCUUUCGAGCCCUGGGAACCAACAAGGUGCCCUCGAUCUCUUCCGGAGCGUUCUAUUCACAUCUAUAUCCAUGUCUAGGCCCACAGCGCCGGCCGCCAAGGUGCUGCUCCUCGGAGCUUCUGGCCCGUUCGCCACGCGUCUUUCGCAAGGCCGUCCGGCGACCGCUUCCGCCAAACCAAAAAGACGAAGUCUGCGGGCCCGAGUCGGUCAACGCGCGCGAGUGGAUGCGCAUCUGCUCUUGCUCAACACGCGGGAGUGGAUGCGCAUCUGCUUCGAGCUGCUCGACAUGCUCAAGGCGCACAAGAAGGGCAUCCGACGGGCGGCCAACAACACCUUCAGCUUCAUCGCCAAGGCCAUCGGUUCCGCAGGACGUGCUGGCGACGCUGCUCAACAACCUGCGAUCCCCACAGACGGUGGUCACAUCAGACCGAGACUCCUAGAAAUGGGCGAGCACACAACACUCUUCGACGAGGGCCCCACGGACCGUCGAGACUAGCUACGAGAGCUCCUGAUGAGAGAAAGGGAGCGGGAGAAGGGGAAUGAAGCGCCGGGUCAGGAUGUCGACAUGAAGGACGCACCCGUCAAUUUGAGCUCAUAAUUCUGAUGUUUCUAGCCAUUCAUAGAAAGACUGCUGCCUUGCUCCCACACCAUUCUACAACGGAGUUUCUUGCUCAGUGAAGCAGUUUCAGAGUACCUAGCAUCUCGACCAUUUUGUCCUUCAACACAAAUUCAAGUGCGGGAAUCGUACGGGAGUAUAGGAGUUUCAGUGCUGGCUGCAAUCUCGGCGAGUCUGGCUGGGUUUGGGGGACUUGCGAUCUCACUUAUUGGAAGACUAGUCACCGUACUUAAUCUGAGCAUAGCUAGGCUCUUCACUUUCCUUGACA